Molecule: messenger RNA, 1990 nt
Organism: Saimiri boliviensis boliviensis (Bolivian squirrel monkey)
Lineage: Eukaryota; Metazoa; Chordata; Mammalia; Primates; Cebidae
Source: RefSeq, a predicted model, not a curated record
GCUGAGAGCGUCAAUCUGCAGCCGUAGCCGCGGGGCUGGACCUGCAGCGAGCCGGCGGCGCGGAGUAGGGCUGCGGAGCAAACAUGAAUGUUGGAGUCGCCCACUGUGAAGUGAAUCCAAAUACCCGUGUCAUGAACAGUCGGGGUAUGUGGCUGACAUAUGCAUUGGGAGUUGGCUUGCUUCAUAUUGUCUUACUCAGCAUUCCCUUCUUCAGUGUUCCUGUUGCUUGGACUUUAACAAAUAUUAUACAUAAUCUGGGGAUGUAUGUAUUUUUGCAUGCAGUGAAAGGAACACCUUUUGAAACUCCUGACCAGGGUAAAGCAAGACUCCUAACUCAUUGGGAACAACUGGACUAUGGAGUACAGUUUACAUCUUCACGGAAGUUUUUCACAAUUUCUCCAAUAAUUCUAUAUUUUCUGGCAAGUUUCUAUACGAAGUAUGAUUCAACUCACUUCAUCCUAAACACAGCUUCUCUCCUGAGUGUGCUAAUUCCCAAAAUGCCACAACUACAUGGUGUUCGGAUCUUUGGAAUUAAUAAGUAUUGACAUUUUUUGAAACUGAACAAAAAUUUUUAUAGCUACUGAAUUUCUUAUAAGGAAGGAGUGGUUAGUAAACUGCACUGUUUCUGUGAUAAUGUGAAAUGACAGGUAUUUAUGUUGGAGAGCCAAUGGCUGGUCCUUCAAGUGCUGUUUUGAAGUGCAGAUUUCUGUUAAAUGAUGCCUCUCUUUAAUACAUGUGGUAUCUGAAGAGAGGCUUUAUAAGCAGGCUGGGCAGGCCCAGCUUAUAAGUUAAAGGGCAACACAGUGAAGAUGUAGUAGAUAAAUUCAAGGAAAUAAGAAUUUGUAAGAUACUAGGACCAGCAUAACUUAUAAUGAAUGGGAAUUGUGUUAAGAAAAGAGCAUUUUCAAUCAUUCAGUUAUGGUUAAAGCAGACUUACAUGUAAACCAGAAUCAUCUCUAUAUAGGUUUAUUAAAGAUUGUUUUUAUUACCAUACAUAUUUCUCUUGUUUUAUGUAAGAGUAUUAUAUAUCCUCUUGUUUUAUACAAGCCAGUUCCUACUUAUGAGGGUACUUUUUUGGUUUUGCUGGCUCAAUAUUGUGUAUUGAUCGAUGAGGUCAUUUUUACAUUUAUUACAUUACAGAGUUCAUGGAGGUUCACCUUCAUGACUGAUUGGUGAUAGAAGAUAGCCAAGCAUUUUACAAGCAGCCUCAGAGUCAGUGUUCUAAUUUUGGAACAAAGUGGGUUUUACUGCUUUUCCAGACACAAGGCUGCUAAACCAAUUGAGAAAAUAAUUUAUUUCAAGCAACUGAAAAGUAUAUGGUAAUUUAAAGGUAUCUGCUUAUUUGCUUGAACAAUUUAGUUGGCAAAGUCUGUUAUCAUUUGGAAAAGGAAAUAUAAAAGGAACAACCGUAUGGCCAACCUCUGGUCUGGCAGAAACUGCUUCUCUAGCAAUAGUACCAAAGUAAGUAACAGUCUUUUUUUGGCAGGUCUGCGGUAAAAGAUAACAUUUUCUUUUCUUAGUCCUGCUCCUGCUCUCAACCCCCACAUUUUGUCCAUUAAUAUUUUGUCUUUGAAUACAUGGGUCUUAGUAUAGAUAGCUCAAAAUGGUAACUGUCUUCAGAACAGCAACCACAUUGAAUUCUUGUGACUUAGGAAAGCUUCCUAUAGUUGCUGACAUUAACUACAAGAAAUAACUAUAUACUACUUUAAGAAGUAAACAUUCAAAAACAAUCCCAUAAAAUUCAGAUGUGAUGAAAUUUAAAAAUUCAGUAACAUUUAUAAACAAAAUUGAAUGAAAAGAGUUAUAGAUCAAGUUAAACAUCAAUCUGUGUCAGUAAACUGACUUCUGGGGGUAAUGAUCAUUGUUUUGUAUUUCAAAAGUAUUGAGUUUAGAAAUCAGUUGUAUGAUACUACCUUUGUAUAUUUGUCUUUUCCCAUGUAUUUUUAAAUAACUGGCAUCUAUAAUAAAAUUUUUCCUUGGUGUAAGAUUA